Molecule: messenger RNA, 1938 nt
Organism: Aspergillus terreus NIH2624
Lineage: Eukaryota; Fungi; Ascomycota; Eurotiomycetes; Eurotiales; Aspergillaceae
Product: sodium:neurotransmitter symporter family protein
Exons: 2
Coding region: 1-1938 (645 amino acids)
Biological process (GO): sodium ion transmembrane transport
Cellular component (GO): membrane
Source: RefSeq, a predicted model, not a curated record
AUGGUGCUGGUCCAGUACGUCAAGAAGGCUGUGAGCUGGCUGAUCCCUCCUCCGCCGAAAUCUGAAGAUGGGCGGGAUCAAUGGCCGUCGCGCGCCGCUUUCCUGCUGGCUGCGAUGGGAGGUUGCGCUGGCCAGGGAAACCUGAUCCGCUAUCCUUCGGUGGUCUAUAACAACUAUGGCCUGCAGUGGUUCAUCCCGUAUCUGAUUGCCAUCUUUGUCGUCGCCAUACCUGCCCUCAUCCUCGAGAUUUCCAUCGGCCAGGCGUACAGAGGGGGAACCGUCAUCGCCUUCAACAAGAUCAACAAGCGCCUGAAAGGAGUAGGGCUGGGACCCAUUCUGGUCAGCUUUAUCGUCACGCAGUACUUCACCGUCAAUCUCGCAUGGAUUAUGAACUAUUUCCGCAACUCCUUUAUCAGCCCGUUGCCCUGGGAAAACAGGAUUGAGGAGUUCUACAUGGGCGAUGUUGUCGCCAACGUCGACCCUAUCCCCGGCAAUCUGACAGAGGGAAACAAGGAGGUCGCUGCCUAUACCCAGUAUCCUGGAGUGGCUGUUAUCGGCGAGACCGUCGGCUGGAGCGCCUUCAUCUGGUUCCUGAUCUGGAUCUCCAUCUUCCGCGGAGUCGGUCUGACGGGACGUGUGGUCUACUGGACCAUGGGGCUGCCCAUCGUGACAACCAUCAUUCUGGUCGGGAGAUCCGUUUCGCUCGACAACGCCGGAGCGGGCGUGCGACUCCUCUGGGCUACGUGGAGAGGCGGCGAGCUGGCCUCCGGCACAGUCUGGCAAACGGCCGUCGGACAGGUCUUUUUCUCGACCGGCAUCGGUUUUGGCUACUUUACCUCAUACGCCUCCUACAAUGCCAAACAUUCCAACGCGGUAAUGGACGCACUGCUCAUCUGCGGUAGCAACGUUCUGUUCGAGAACUUUGCCGCCUUUGCGGUAUUCGGCGUCGUGGGCUAUCUGCGCCGGUGGCCGCAGGACGGUGAGAGACUGGGAGCAUUCGUAGUCGGAUUCCUGACCCUCCCGGAGGCGGUUCUGCAUAUGCCCGGGGCGAAUUUCUGGGCCUUCCUGCUCUUUUUCACCCUGGUAGUCCUGGGCUUCAGUUCGGCUUUUGUCAUGCUCGACGCCGUGGCGACCUUGAUCGUUGAUUCUGGAGUUAAAGUUUCGCGCCCGAUCAUUGUGACGGCCUUGACGCUGAUCUCGUUCUUGAUGUGUCUGCCGUACUGCACGGAAUUUGGCUUCUACCUGCUCGACGGUAUCGACCGGUGGAUCAACAACAUUGGCCUUAUCUUCGUCGUGUGGUCGGAGCUCGUCGGCGCGACUACCGUCUACCGCUGGACGGAUGUGGUCGAUCAGACGGGGCUACCGGCGUUCGUCGUGUACAACGUCGGGUAUUUCGGAGGACAGAUCGUCGGUGUCGCUGUCGCACACGGGCUCGAGUAUCCCCCCGCGGGCGCUGGCGCAGGCUUUGGGCUUUACAUCGUCUGCACGGUCCUCGCAAUGAUGAUAUCAAAGACGCCCGCCUGCGAAGCGCCCAGCAUCUGGAACAACGUCCUCCUCAGACGGUUCUGGUACCUAGCCCUCUACUCGGGCAAUCAGCUCAGACGGGACCUCAAUGCCGUCGUAGGCGGCGGCAAGAACUGGAAUAUCCCUCGCUUCUGGCCUGUCCUCUUGCGCUACGUCAGUGCGCCUAUCCUGGCGAUUAUCUUCUCCUUUGCGUACCCCGAGUUCCAUACCCUCCGGUAUGACCCGCUCAUGAUCACCGGGUUUAUCCUGACGCACCUGUGCUUGCUCGCUAUCUUGCUCGGUCUGGUUAUGCCUCGGUAUUAUGACGUGUUUAUCCCGCCCAGUCGUCGGAAUGACGGGGGCGAGGAGACUAUUGUUAAUGAGGCCAAGGAGGAAGAGGUGGUAGCUGAACGUUUGGAUUCGAGUUUAGCCUGA